Molecule: messenger RNA, 904 nt
Organism: Dacryopinax primogenitus
Lineage: Eukaryota; Fungi; Basidiomycota; Dacrymycetes; Dacrymycetales; Dacrymycetaceae
Exons: 2
Coding region: 133-405 (90 amino acids)
Source: RefSeq, a predicted model, not a curated record
UCUUUGACAUAAGCAAGAAUCAAGAGAGUGAAGGAAGGAGAGCAAGCAGGUGCCGGGGGGAUCAAGGAAGAUGACUGUGUGCGAACUGCGCGACGUGAUGACACGCCUCUCACCCUUGCGUUUGAUAUAGGUAUGCAAUAUGUCGGAGGAAGCGGCAAGCGAAACAACAUCGUCUUUCAGUCGUUCUGCACGCCCCCUGGUCCAUUUAUGUCGCUCCCCCGCCUUUCACGACUAUUUUACGGACUUUCACCUCGAAGAUGGAGAGCAUCACCCUUCAAAAGGGAUCAAGAUUCGAUCCAGCUUACCCACUGCGACCUGCACCCAGCAAACCUUACUGUGUCGUCGCCCAAGCUGAGGAGGGGGAGAGGGGCUUUGGGUAGCAUGGCCGCAUUCGGCGAGGGCUGAGUGGACGUUGACCUGGGCUUGGAAUAAAGCGGGGAACGGCACGCCAGUAGUGGUCGGAGAAGCCGCACGUUUGGCGGUCGUUGAUUGGGGUUGGACGCCGUCCUAUUGGGAGCACUGCAAGGCGCUGUGGACCGUCCGCCCUAAUCGCGAAGACUGGGCAACAACAUAGCUUCCCAAGAUAAUUGAUUGCGCCGCAGUAACCGGGGUGUGGUUACCUCUGUCCUGUGGGAUGCUGUGGCCCAAGCUGCCAAUCAGGUGAUGCUGUGACUUGUUAUUCCUCGAUCACAUCAUCCUUGCUCAACCUCAGAAGCAGGCCUUUCUUGUCUGUUACCAGCCGCGGUGAUUAUUCUGGUUAUCUAAUUCUUCCUGUGCGGCACACCCGCCUGCUGUGCGCACUUUCUGCUGUCUCGUCGGAAUCCUGCCUUUUAUUGUUCUCGGGCAAGCUGUUCCGCCAUUCCCGGGGAAACAUUAUCGAGAUCAGUCACGAUUCUUCAUUGCC